Messenger RNA from Pelodiscus sinensis (Chinese soft-shelled turtle), 2250 nucleotides. NCBI's taxonomy places the organism in Eukaryota, Metazoa, Chordata, Testudines, Trionychidae. The record is from RefSeq and is a predicted model, not a curated record.
CUCCGUUCCGAGCCCUUUGCCUUGGACCCCCUCCCGUUGCAGGCGAGCUCCUCGGAGAAGACAGCCAAGGACACGUACGCAGCCUGGAGGCAGUACCAGCAGGAGUGCGAGCACAGCUUGGCGGAGGAGCCGUAUCCCACAGGCCUGGUGUGUAACCGGACCUUCGACAUGUACGCCUGCUGGAGGGACACGCCACCCAACACCACCGCCAUGGUGCCCUGCCCGUGGUACCUGCCCUGGCACGACCGUGUGCGCGGCGGGUUCGUGAUGCGGCUCUGCGGCCCAGCUGGCCAGUGGGUGAUGGACGACUCGGGGCUGCCCUGGAGGGACCACUCACAGUGCGAGGAUGUCAGCACAGACCACCCCUUCCAGAUGCGGCUCCUGGAGCAGUUCCGGCUGAUGGACACCGUGGGCUACUCCCUCUCGCUGGUCUCCCUGCUGCUCGCCUUGCUCCUGCUCCUGGCAUUCAGAAAGUUGAGGUGCACCCGCAAUUACAUCCACGCCAACCUCUUCCUCUCGUUCAUGCUGCGAGCUGUCUCCAUCCUCACCCGGGACGCCCUCCUCCGCGUGCGCUUCUCCAAGGGCCUGCUCUACGAAGGGGACCUCUUCCAGCUCCUCGGAGACCAGGGAAAGGAAUUCCAUGUGGGGCGCCGUGCCCAGUGCAUGGGGGGUGAAAGCCAGGGGACUCCUAAGUCCAGCUCCUCGGAGACCAGGUACCGCCUGGCCGGGGAGUAUGGCUCCAGCAGCUUCGCCCCCAAUUCACGAGCCCCCAUCCUGUUUGUCGUUCCCUGGGUGAUCAUCAGAUACCUCUACGAAAACAACCAGUGCUGGGAGAGAAAUGAUAACAUGGCCUAUUGGUGGAUCAUCCGCUGCCCCAUCCUGCUGGCCAUCCUGGUUAACUUUGUCAUAUUCGUCCGCAUCAUUAAGAUCCUGGUCUCCAAACUCCGGGCUCACCAGAUGCGCUACACGGACUACAAGUUCAGGCUGGCCAAGUCGACGCUGACGCUCAUCCCACUGCUGGGCAUCCACGAGGUGGUGUUUGCCCUGGUGCCGGAGGAGCAGGCCCAGGGCACGCUGCGCUACAUCAAGCUCUUCUUUGAGCUCUUCCUCAGCUCCUUGCAGGGUCUCCUGGUGAGCAUCCUCUACUGCUUUUUGAAUAAGGAGGUCCAGUCUGAGAUCGGGAGGAAGUGGCAGCGGUUCCAGCUGGGCAUGCUGGAGAAGCACCGGCCGAGUUGCAGCCGCGGGUCGUCCUGCCACUGCCAACUCUGCAAACCCCCCCAGGGCAGCUGCCCCCGGCCCCCCAGCCACCUGGGGAAGGGGGGGGCCGAGGCGGACUCGAACUCCAGCUGGGAGAACUCCUUGGGCAGCUCCCAGCGGCUGCGUUGCCCCCCCACAGGCAGCAAAUCCUAUGGCUCCCUCCCCGUCCCGACGCAGCCAGAGGGCAAAGAGCUGCUCCCCAAGGCCAGGGGGCCUACGGGCAAGGUGGCAGAGAGCUGCUGUUGAGAUCAGCCGGGGAGCCGGGAGAGGGGAGCCGGGUGGGGGACUCUGACUGGCAUUCCCUGUCUUGGGCGAGGGAGGCUGUUGCUGCACCGCUAGAGUGGGGGGGCUUGGGGGCUGGGGCACGGCCCAGAGGGUCUGCAGGACCAGUGUCCCCGCUCAGCCUGGUAGCCUCUCGGCAGGGGGCAGUUCCCCCGGGUGCGCCCAUGGACAAAUGGUGUGGGCACGAAUGAGUCCACUGUGGUCCCCAGAUGCACGUCUCCUUGGGCCUGAGGGGGACGCCUCUGGCCCCCUGGGAUUCCACUGCCCUGUUGGGGCCUCCCUGGCUACUGUAGAGCCGGCAUAAGGGCCCUGAGCUCCACCCGAAGUGUAGCAGUGGCUCGGGGCCAGCCCAGAGUUCGCUGCUCCCUCUGUGGCUAUUCUCUGCCCCCAGGGACUAUAGGAGGGCAGCGAGAGGGUGGGGCUGGAAUCCACUGGCCUCUAGGUAUUGCGCCCUUGGUUAGAAGAUGGAACAGCAGUUAGGUUGCCCUGAGGUCCCCUAACAGAGAAUAGGGGCCAGGCAGGGCCUAGUAAGCCCCUCAGAGCUUAAAUUCAUCUCCAGCCAGUCUCGCCUCAAGUGCUGAGCUGGGGAACCGGGCCUCUGAGGCGCGGCCACCUCUUUGGAACCGUCUGCGGCUCUUGGCCUCGGCGACGUCCUGCAGCAGCAGGUUCCACAGGUUAACUGUAUGUGGUAUUAAAAAAGCAUUGACUUUU